CGGACGCAGGUUUGGGCCGUUCAUGGCUCAAACUCUCAGGAUUUCACUUCGGGACUUUUCUCAGGAGUUUUAAGUGUUUCCAGUAUGGAGGGAGAGCCCCUCUCCGCCCUGUGUACCCCUGCUCUGGUGGUGGAUGUGGACAAAGUGAAGAGAAAUGCCCAGAAGAUGAUCGAACGCUGUCAGAAUUUGGGGGUCCAGCUUCGGCCGCACAUGAAGACCCACAAAACCCUUGAGUGUGGAGACAUAAUGACGGGCGGGUCACGGAGGUCUAUCGUGGUUUCCACGCUGGCAGAGGCCUGUUUCUAUGCCGACCACGGAUAUGAUGACAUCCUCUACGCAUACUCUCUUCCCUUCGAUAAGGUUGAGCGCUGUGCAGCUCUGUCAGAGCGGCUGGAUCUCUUCCAGGUUUUAUUAGAUCAUCCUGACGCUCUGGAGCAGCUCAAAAAGAGACCGCUCAGGGACGGUCGGCUCUGGCACGUCUGGCUCAAGCUCGACUGUGGCAACGGGCGAGCCGGGGUCCCGCACUCAGAGCCUGGGGCGCUCCGAUUAGCUCAGGCCGUCGCCGGGACGGAGGGCGUGGAGCUGACAGGAGUGUACGCUCACUGUGGGAACAGCUACAACUGCAGAGGAGUGGAGCAGAUACAGGCCGUCGCCAAGGAAACCACCGACUUCACCCUGCAGUUCAUGGAAAAACUGAAGGCUGCUGGCAUCACCUGUAAGUCCAGCAUCGGCUCCACCCCUUCCUGUAGUCACCCAGUUAAAGACAUGGCGCGGCUCAGCGAGGUGCAUCCUGGAAACUACGUCUUCUACGACGUGCAGCAGUCUGUGAUUGGCUCAUGCAGUCUGGAGGACGUGGCUGUGAGGGUUUUGACGAGAGUCAUCGGACACUGUCCUCACAGGAACCAGCUCCUGAUCGACUGUGGAUGGGCUGGACUCAGUCUGGACGGAGCUGGAAAACUUCCCUCUGGAUCCGCUGUGAUUGAAGGACACCCAAACCUCAAGUUGUUGUCGAUGACCCAGGAGCACGGCAGAGUGGAGCCCCUCUCAGGACCGCUGGACUACAGUAAAUACCCGCUGGGCUCUCUGCUCACACUCAUCCCCUACCACUCGUGUGCAGCUGCAGCGAUGCAUCCCGUGUACCAUGUGCACUCUGAGGGCCACCUGCUGGGGAAGUGGACGCCGACACGUGGCUGGUGAGCAGCUCGCCGGCUGCUCGCCGUGUUAGGAUAGCAGGAGCGUUUCCUGGAGCUGCUCGUGUCACCUGUACUUCAUUCCAAACGUAUCAGUGUAAAGGUUUUUCAAAACCGCAGAUUAUGGACUUUUUGUAGACUUAUUCCCAAUUUUUAAAAAAAUCUGAAGCAACAUUGUGGAAAAUAUAGAAAAAAUACGCAUCUAUUCUUUUAAAUGAUUAAAUAAAAAAAGCUUUCUUAACGUGUUGUGUCUGCAUCAUGCAAGAAACGAUAUAGGAACACAUUUUCUCUUAAUUUUGCUCGUAUCCAGUUUGUUUUUAUUUUGUUAGUACCUAUUAAU
Molecule: messenger RNA, 1530 nt
Organism: Plectropomus leopardus (leopard coralgrouper)
Lineage: Eukaryota; Metazoa; Chordata; Actinopteri; Perciformes; Serranidae
Product: D-serine dehydratase
Biological process (GO): D-serine catabolic process
Molecular function (GO): D-serine ammonia-lyase activity
Source: RefSeq, a predicted model, not a curated record